Messenger RNA from Brassica oleracea var. oleracea, 1419 nucleotides. RefSeq lists its product as uncharacterized. The transcript has 3 exons. The coding region runs from base 1 to 1419 and encodes 472 amino acids. The record is from RefSeq and is a predicted model, not a curated record. NCBI's taxonomy places the organism in Eukaryota, Viridiplantae, Streptophyta, Magnoliopsida, Brassicales, Brassicaceae.
AUGCUGAGAGAAAGGACACAAGAUGUUGAUGUGUCUGGAUUUGAUGGAGAAACAAUGGUACAUGAAGAAGAAACAACAGUACAUGAGAAUGAAGAAGAAACUAUGGAACAUCAAAACGAACAAGAAGCUAUUGAGUCGCGUGAGAAUUCAUCCGUUGAGGGAGAUGAUUGUGAGGUCAUUGUUGAAGAUAUGGCUGGAUACAAGGAGUCUGAACCGGUGCUGCAGUCGGAUGAUAAUGAGUUUAUCGAUGUACCAAUCCGUGAAGAGGAUCACUUUAGAGAGGCUGGCUGUGAAGAUGGAAAUGAAUACCACGAGGGUGAUGACGAUAGUGGGGAUGAUGUCUGGAACGACGAUCACAUACCGGAUCCAUUAUCAGAUGAUGAUCGUCAAGAUGUAGAAGAAAAAAGAAGGCAAUUCAACUAUGGUGAUGAUGAGAUUUUAGCGUUAGGAAAGACGUUCAAUAAUGCCGAGGAAUUCAAGUAUGUUGUUCUCAAGUAUUCACUGAAGACGCAGUAUGACAUAAAGUUUUAUAAAUCAUCAGCUGAUAGGCUUGGAGCACGGUGCACACAACAUGAAAAAGAAAAAUGUGGUUGGAGAGUAUACUGCUCUUUCGAGAGAGGUAGGAACAAGCUGAUGGUGAAAGUCUUCAUGAAUACCCAUAUUUGCGUUAGAUCCGGCUACACUAGAUUGUUGAAGUGUGGAACAAUAGCACAACUUUUUGAAGAGAGACUGCGAAUUAAUCCAAAAAUCAGGUCGCGUUUCAUGGUUGAUGAGAUAAAGAGAGAGUAUAACAUGAUUGUAACCGAGGAACAAUGCAGAAGAGCGAAGGCAACACUUGCAGCCAGAAGAAAAGCUGGUCAUGAAGCCCAUUUUGGUAGACUUUGGGAUUAUCAGGAAGAGGUACUUUCAUCAAAUGUCGGAUCAACAAUGGAGAUUGAGACAAUUCCGGGACCAGUUCCUGGAAGCAAGCAAAGAUUUCACAGGUUGUAUAUGUGUUUUGAAGCUUUAAAAUCUUCUUGGAAGAAGUCAUGCCGGCCCAUUAUAGGAUUGGAUGCUGCUUUUAUGAAAUGGGAUAUAAAAGGCCAAAUGCUUGCUGCUGUCGGUAGGGAUGGGGAUAAUCGAAUUUUUCCUAUAGCUUGGGCUGUCGUUGAAGUUGAAGAUAAUCCUAAUUGGCUAUGGUUUGUGCAACUACUGAAGAAAGAUUUGGGACUUGAAGAUGGAGAGGCCGUUACAAUAAUUUCAGACAAGCACAUGGGUAUACUACAUGCAGUUCAUGAAGAGCUUCCUAAAGCCGAGCACAGAAUGUGUGCCAGACAUGUUCUAGAGAAUUGGAAGAAGACAAACAAAGACAUUCUUCUUGAACGUUUGUUUUGGAAAAUAGCCCGGAGCUACACACCAGCAGCGUUUACAGACAACUGA